Molecule: messenger RNA, 1628 nt
Organism: Sesamum indicum (sesame)
Lineage: Eukaryota; Viridiplantae; Streptophyta; Magnoliopsida; Lamiales; Pedaliaceae
Product: pentatricopeptide repeat-containing protein At5g66520
Biological process (GO): RNA modification
Molecular function (GO): RNA binding; protein binding
Source: RefSeq, a predicted model, not a curated record
CCGGGGUUCGAUUCCCCGGAUGCGCAUUUUUCGCUUUCUUAAUUUCUUUUUUGAUCCAAUGUAUCAAUGCUCGUUCGCCUGUGAGAAGCCAUUGUUGUCAUUGAACAGUCCACAAUCUACGAAUGAGCACCCGGAAGAAUCUGAACACCGCCGCUGCAAGAAUCCUCCACCUCUUAACCACUCGCUGCCAAACUCCAUCCCACCUCCAGCAAAUUCUAGCGCAGCUUCUGAUCCAGAACCUCCGCUCUGACACGACCGUCGCCCACCGCUUUAUCACCGCUUGCCAUUCCUUGAACCUCCUUACCUCCGCAGCCUUCCCCCUUUACAUAAACAACCGCACAACCCCCAACACUUUCGUUUGCAACAAUCUUCUCAAAGCCUUUUCUCAUUCCAGUGCUCCUCAGAAAUCGCCAGUAAUUUAUUCUCACAUGCAUAGGAAUUCUAUUUCUGUGAAUAAUUAUAGUUUUCCUUUUGUUCUGAAAGCUUUGGCGGACCUGAGGUUGAUGAAAGAGGGCAGGUCGGUGCAUGCCCAGGUAACUAAAUUGGGUUUCACGAAUGAUGUUUAUGUUGGAAAUUCUUUGCUGAAUUUGUACGCUGCAACUGGGAAUAUGGCAUUGUGUGGGCAGCUGUUUGAUGAAAUGCCUCUGAGAGAUGUUGUAUCAUGGACUGUUGUGAUCUCGGGGUUUAAUGAGGCUGGGAGGUUUGAUGAUGCGUUGAUUGCACUUGAGAGGAUGAGAAGCGAAGGCGUAAUGCCUAAUCAGGUGACCGCAGUGAAUGCUUUGGCUGCUUGCGCGGGUUUUGGGGCAUUGGAUAUUGGUGUGGGGAUCCAUGAGCAUGUGAAAAGGAGUGGGUGGGAGUUGGAUGUGAUUUUGGGUACCUCCUUGAUUGAUAUGUACGGGAAGUGUGGACAGAUUGAGGAAGGCCUGCGUAUUUUCAAGGAAAUGAGUGAGAAGAAUGUUUUUACGUGGAAUGCGAUAAUUAAAGGUCUAGCUCUAUCUAAGAAUGGAAAGGAAGCUGUUAGGUGGUUUUUCAGGAUGGAAGAGGAAGGGUUCCAACCUGAUGAGGUGACUUUGAUUACAGUGCUUUGUGCUUGUGUGCAUUCCGGUCUUGUGCAUAUGGGGCGACGGAUAUUUUCUUUCUUGGCUGAUGGGAAGUAUGGAAUUUCACCUAGUGUGAAGCACUAUGGCUGCAUGGUCGAUCUUUUAGCACGUUCUAAGUGUUUGGAUGAGGCGCUCAGGUUGAUCACAGAUAUGCCUUUUCAGCCUACUGUGAGUAUUUGGGGGGCUCUGCUUGCAGGCUCUAGAGCUCAAGCAAACUCUGAAUUAAGUGAAACUGCUGCCUGGAAACUUGUGGAGUUGGAGCCACAGAAUCCUGCGUACUAUGUUGUAUUGUCUAACUUGUAUGCAGAAAUGGGAAGAUGGAGUGAUGUGGAGAAAGUCCGAAAGUUGAUGAAAGAGAGAGGACUUAAGAAAGAUAUGGGUAGCAGCGCAGUCGGACUCAAGAAUCAGGAAUGUUUCCUUGAAUUGGUAAUCUGAAGUAUUUGCUUGAACUUGACAUUUGGACAAAGAAACAACAUCUUGUUCAUGGAUGUCUGUGUUUAGCCUCUCUGGUUUGUGCAGGUAUUAACA